AUGUCCCUCACAAACUUGACGUUUGAACGUGGCACGGCGCAACUCACCCGAAAUCCCAAGUUGGCGAAUCUCACAAUCGAAACUGUAAAUUUGAAUGGAAACAACAACUUCAAAGAUCUGCUGCUGCCCGUUGACAGCAUGUCAAAUCUUAGUGUCUUUUAUGAGUCGGUUUUGACGCGACUGGAGCUACCGCCGCAGGCCGUCAACUAUACGGACUUUAGCUUUACGGUCAAUUCUUGCCGGAAUCUAAACUUGAGCAGCCAAUUCGCAACCAAUGCAGACGGGACUAUUCGCCAGACAUGGUAUUGGCCGCAGAAAGAUAUGAGCGAUAUCGACAUUGAGGGCAACAUUGCCACCCCUUUCUUGUAA
Trichoderma virens Gv29-8 is the source of this 369-nucleotide messenger RNA. RefSeq lists its product as uncharacterized. The record is from RefSeq and is a predicted model, not a curated record. The transcript has a single exon. The coding region runs from base 1 to 369 and encodes 122 amino acids. NCBI's taxonomy places the organism in Eukaryota, Fungi, Ascomycota, Sordariomycetes, Hypocreales, Hypocreaceae.